Molecule: messenger RNA, 984 nt
Organism: Penicillium cinerascens
Lineage: Eukaryota; Fungi; Ascomycota; Eurotiomycetes; Eurotiales; Aspergillaceae
Exons: 5
Coding region: 1-984 (327 amino acids)
Biological process (GO): reciprocal meiotic recombination
Cellular component (GO): synaptonemal complex
Molecular function (GO): ubiquitin protein ligase activity
Source: RefSeq, a predicted model, not a curated record
AUGGACUUCCACCUGCGAUGCAAUUCCCUUAAGUGCCGAGUGCAAUUGAAGGAAAGAGCAGUGGUAACGACCUGCUCACAUAUCUUCUGUCUUGAAUGCGCAGAUGGCCUCGGGUUUUCACACCCCACAGCAGGCGGCCGCCGGUGUCCUGCAUGCCAGACGCUUCUAUCCAACCCGGAUGAUGCCGUGUCGACGAUCUUGAACCCCACGGAGGACUACAAGACCAGCGUGCUCAGCGGACUCGAUCCGAACACCGUCAUGGAAUGCGCUGGCCGAGCAUUAGGAUUCUGGGCAUACCAGAGCACACAGGAGAUAUUCUACCAAGAAUUCCUGGGGAAGAGUCUCACCGAGAAGUACGCCAGCCUGAACACCCAAAUGGAGAAGGUGUUCCACAACGCAAACUCGGAGAUAUCGACUCUUCACAGCAAGAUAUCCGACAUGCAAGCCGCGCAAGAACAGCUCGAGAAGAAGAACCAAGUUCUUGCUGAUCUGAACCGAGAAAAGUCCAAAAAGCUAUCACAGAUGACAAACCUCUACAACCUCCUUAAAGCGCGUGCCAUGCGAACCGAGAUGCAGACUGCAGCUUCGGACACGGUGUCCCAGACCUUGAACAAUCUCUCGUCACGAAAUGGCACCAUCGUUCCAACCAUUCAACCCGGUGCCCAGUCACGUCCGAUAUUUUCAAAAGCGCGCGGUCAAGCGCGCACUCCAAAGACCCCUUCGUACCCUAUGAGCCCUGAAGGGAUCGAGCAACUGCAUAGAUAUCAGCGGAGUGGUACCGGAAGUUCCCGGAUGGCAGGGGAACAGAAUGACUCCGGUACGAUGGCUCCUCCUCCAAGGAAACCCAUUUGGGAUAGAAAGAACCCUCGAGAUCUGACCUCGAACCCUCAGCAUCGUACCCGUCUUCCUCACCCGCCGCGACAGUCAACUUCACUCUCUCACCUCCCCCCAGAAGAUGAGAUACUCGCACGUUUUGGGCAUUAA